Perca fluviatilis (European perch) is the source of this 3213-nucleotide messenger RNA. Its product is annotated as LIM domain kinase 1-like. The transcript has 15 exons. The coding region runs from base 252 to 2627 and encodes 791 amino acids. Gene Ontology annotation, cellular component: nucleus; cytoplasm; neuron projection. Gene Ontology annotation, molecular function: ATP binding; protein serine/threonine kinase activity; protein binding. The record is from RefSeq and is a predicted model, not a curated record. Lineage: Eukaryota; Metazoa; Chordata; Actinopteri; Perciformes; Percidae. Gene Ontology annotation, biological process: protein phosphorylation; actin cytoskeleton organization; positive regulation of stress fiber assembly.
ACAGCUACUCUGCACAUUAGAGAGGGAACUCAUAUGCAAAGGAAGCCUCUGAGUGCAUGAAGAGAGAGAGAGAGAGAGAGAGAGAGAGAGAGAGAGAGAGAGAGAGAGAGAGAGAUGUAAAAACAACGCCUUCUGCAUUCACAGCUGAAUGGAGGAUCCACUCAUGAACAGAUGCAACUAAAACGCUCCUUUCUUAACUGGGUGGAUUGUUUCUGAGUGAAAGUUGUCUAUCGGUGAACUGACAAGACAGAAUGUCACGACGGGACCAGAGGUUUCGGAGAGGAAUGAAAGGACGGUGUUGUGAAUGUGGCUGCAUCCUGUCUAACUGGUACUAUGAAAGAGAGGGACAGCUCUACUGUAAGAAGCACUACUGGGCCCGUUAUGGAGAACACUGCCACGGCUGCAAAGAGACCAUCGCAACAGGACUGAUUAUGGUUGCUGGAGCGCAGAAGUACCACCCUGAAUGCUUCACUUGUAUGAGCUGUGAAAUGGUCAUUGGAGAUGGAGACACCUACACGCUAAUCGAACGCACAAAACUAUACUGUGGCCACUGUUUCUGUCAGGGUGAAAUAUCAGCUGUGAGGUCAGCUUCUCCACUCACCAAGAGUCGCCACAUGGUGGCGCUGGUGUCUCUCCCUCCCCAUGCAGGUGGCCAACGAGGCCUGACAGUAGCCACUGACUUCAGCCAAGAAAAAAGCCCACUUGUCACCGUGACAAGGUUAGACUCUGCUGCCCUCAGCCCUGACCUGCUGUCCUCUAUCCACACUGGAGACCGAGUACUGGAGGUCAACGGCAUCCCUGUCCACAACAUUUCCCCAGAAGAGAUAAACUUUGUGAUCCAGGACACAAACAGACCAUUGCAGCUGACAAUUGAACACAACCCGCAGUCUCCUGGUGACCUCCUUCGCUCAAACAAUCCCCAGGACGACAUCAGCUGUCCUGACCCUUGUGUCCGCGACAAACUUUCUUCAACCCACAAACUCCCGAGUCUGGUGGAAGAGCCAAGUCCAGGGGAGGAGACAGAUGAACCAAUCAGGUUGAGCCUCUCACAGCCUCAGCACCAAGGAACCACGGGAAUGCGAUCCAGACACAUCCUGCGCAGCUGUAGUAUAGACAAGUGUCCUCUGUCCUCCGGAGCGCUGUCGCUUUUAAGGAGAGACAUGGUUCGCUCAGAGUCUCUUCGUGUGGACCCUGGAGUUCGGACCCAUCGCAUCUUCAGACCUUCAGACCUUAUCCAUGGAGAAGUGCUUGGCAAGGGCUUCUAUGGACAGGCUGUCAAGGUAACGCAUCAAGAGACAGGGGAGGUGAUGGUGAUGAAAGAGUUGAUACGUUUUGACGAAGAGACACAGAAGACUUUCUUAAAGGAAGUGAAGGUGAUGCGCUGUCUGGACCAUCCCAAUGUCCUAAAGUUCAUUGGACUGUUUUAUAAAGACAAACGAAUAAACUUUGUCUCUGAAUACAUCCAGGGAGGAACUCUCCGAGAGACCAUCAUAAAAAUGGACAAUGACUUUCCCUGGAGAUUAAGAGUGAGUUAUGCCAAAGACAUUGCAGCUGGAAUGGCCUAUCUACACUCCAUGAAUGUCAUCCACCGAGAUCUAAACUCACACAACUGCCUGGUCAGAGAGAACCAAUCUGUGGUGGUGGCAGAUUUUGGACUAGCCAGGCUGGUGACAGAGGACAGACAUCAGAGCAGAACAUCCUCUCUGGAAAGGCCUGUGAAGGGGACACUGCCAGAGCUCCGCAGGCCUGACCGGAGGAAGCGCUACACUGUGGUAGGAAACCCCUACUGGAUGGCUCCUGAAAUGAUCCAUGGGAAAAGCUAUGAUGAACGGGUGGACAUAUUUUCCUUUGGUAUCAUAAUAUGUGAGAUAAUAGGUAGAGUGAAUGCUGACCCUGACUACCUUCCCCGGUCGAAUGACUUUGGGCUAAAUGUAGCCGGUUUCCUGCAGCAGUACCACCCUCCACAGUGCCCCUCGGCCUUCUUGCCGCUGGGUGUCCUCUGCUGUGAAACGGACGCUGAUAAACGUCCUUCCUUUUUAAAGCUGGGGGAGUGGCUGGAGAACCUGCUGAUGCACCUGGACAUCAGUCUGCCUCUGCUCUCAGAGUUAGAGCAGGUCCGCAGAGCCUUCUGGCAGAAUCACAGCCACCUAAACCACUCUCACAACCAGGACAAGACCCUUGAUUCUCACAAUCAACAAACCCACAAUUCAUCACAGCCACAAAGACAGAGCCCCGACCCCGAGCAACAUUUGGAAAAUGCAAAUAACUACAUAAAGCCUAAUGACCUCACUCAGAGCCAAAACCAGUAUAGCACACCUGAUAGCCAUUCAGACGGAGAGCAACACACACAUGACAGGACUGAGCAUGGCCACUCCUGUUCAAGCAGAGAAAGUACAGACCACUCACAAGACAAGAGCCAGACGUUUUGCACGUCUACGAGCACAGACUCAGGCGAGAAUGAGUCUGAAACCUAUGAACGCGAUAACCUCUCAGGACAACCAAAAGCCCAGGACGAGCCCUCACAACCGCUCCAGGUCAACAACUCACUGCUAGGCCCUUCUAACAGGCCCAGAAGGACAUGCAGAGCGCUGUGGGACAUAUCUACAGAGGACAGCUGUUUUCUCUGACUGCUUCAUCUGAUGGCCAAGACAGGGUACAUCUACAAAGCACAGUUUCAAAGGAUAAAACACUUUAAAAAGACCUUUGUGCAUUUUUAAAACAACUGGGAGAGAAGAAAAAGAAUCAUAUAGCUGUAUGUGGAGGACUAAUGCAUGAAGAACCUGUUGCAGAGGCAUAGAAAUUAGAUUAAUAUGGGAUAUUUUACAUGAAAAGCAGUAAAGACGUGUAUGUUACUUGAUGACAACUGCCUAGCAAAUUACAUUUGCUUCGUAUUGUUCUCUGAACCAGUAUUUAUAUGGUUUCAACAAGAGCCCGGACAAUACUGGAUUUAGUUGAUACCCAUAUUGACAUUUUAGAGUUCAAUAUUAAUCCAAUAGCAGUCUAUAUAAAGGCUAUAUUGGCUGGUAUUUAUUUAUUAACAUAAGCAGAUAACAGAAAAACAUUUUGAUAAGGAUUCCUUAAAUUCCACAGAUUGUCAGUGCACUCUGGUGGACAAACUAGGUAAUUGCGACAUUGUUUCUUAAAGGGGUGAUAGAAUGAUUAUAUAGGGUAUUUCACACUGUUCCUUAAGGUCUCCUAAUGGGGUAUGUAACA